Messenger RNA from Corticium candelabrum, 2849 nucleotides. RefSeq names its product multidrug and toxin extrusion protein 1-like. The coding region runs from base 189 to 2255 and encodes 688 amino acids. The record is from RefSeq and is a predicted model, not a curated record. Gene Ontology annotation, molecular function: antiporter activity; xenobiotic transmembrane transporter activity. Gene Ontology annotation, biological process: xenobiotic detoxification by transmembrane export across the plasma membrane. Gene Ontology annotation, cellular component: membrane. The transcript has 20 exons. Lineage: Eukaryota; Metazoa; Porifera; Homoscleromorpha; Homosclerophorida; Plakinidae.
UGAACACCCAUACAUGUAUCAUGUAUUCAUUUACUGUGAUGUAUAUCGUAAUUAAUGAAGUUAGCUGUUGCUCACGUGAGCUUAGACGGAUCAGUUGUUGCACAUGCCUUGUGCAAUUGACCUCAUCUGUUGCAAAAACAUCCUUCCCGGCUUCUCCGUUUCAGUAGGUGAUGUAACACUCAGGAGACAUGGUGGCAUCUGAAAGCAGUUGCAGCGAAGCGCCAACAUCUAGCAACGUAGGGAGAGGAGUGAACUUGGUUAGCUGCCACUGUUGCCGAUGGAUUUCAUUGCCUGCUAGACAUGAAAUUAAGACUCUUCUACAAUUAGCCUGGCCGAUUACGUUGACUGUGUUUUUGCAAUUUUUUCUGACCGUUGUCAACGUGUUCUUUUGCGGUCACAUCGGAGAGGCAGAAUUGGAUGCAGCUGGACUAGCAAAUUCAUUCACGAAUGUGACAGGUUUGUCUGUCGGAAUGGGCUUUGCAACUGCCUGUGACACACUAUUUUCACAGGCAUACGGAGGAAAGAACUAUGUUAGAGUUGGAAUCAUUCUCCAAAAGGGCAUUUUGAUUCUUGCUUUCUUGCUCUUUCCGACCUAUGCCAUCUGGUUGAAUACUGAAUCUAUCAUGCUAGUUCUCCAGCAAGAUCCUGAAGUAGCAAGACUUGCUGCCGUCUUUGUAAAAGUUCUAAUGAUUGGAUUACCAGGAAACUACCUGUACGUACUGCUCACCAAAUAUCUUCAAAACCAGGGCGUGGUGAAGCCUUUCAUAUUUGUGGGAGGCUUUGUACUGCUGAGUUCCAUCAUGGUUCACUACAUUGCAGUUUUUGUGCUUAAUCUUGGACUACUAGGAGCGGCAGGAGCACUGGCUUUUUCUCAAGUUCUCCAACCUGUUGUGUGUCUAGCUCUUAUUCGAUACAAAAAGUUAGCAACUGAGACUUGGCACGGUUGGUCAUGGCAAUCGCUUCACCAAUGGUCACAGUUUCUUCGGUUGGCUCUGCCUGGAACAGUAAUGGUGUGUGCUGAGUGGUGGAGCUUUGAGAUCGUCUUCUUUAUUUCUGGAGCUAUCAGUACAGUUGACUUGGCAGCCAAUAUUGUGUUUUUCCAGACACUAUCAUGUCUAUUUAUGAUUGCACUUGGAGUGUCCAUAGCGAUCAGCAUUAGAGUUGGCACUUACCUAGGAGCAAACAAACCGUUGUUUGCUAAACGAGCAGCUUGGGUUGGAGUGAAGCUAAUUGCAUUGUGGGCUCUUUUUAUUUCUCUGCUUCUUGUUGUACUUCGAUCUGAAGUUGGUUAUAUAUAUUCAUCAGACAGUAAAGUUAUUAAUUUGGUUGCCAAGACGAUGCCUGUAGUAGCACUGCUUACUGUGUUUGACUAUGUCCAGACCAUUGUUCAAGGUAUUUUUCGAGGUGCUGGUCGGCAAAGGACCGGAGCUAUUCUCAAUACAGUAGGAUUCUACUUUGUUGGAUUGCCAAUCGGCAUCCCACUUGCUCUUGCACUCCAUUGGGGUGUAUUUGGAUUGUGGACAGGAAUGUGUGUUGGAGUGAUUGCAUUGACGACGGUGGGAGUAGUUCUUACAAUGAGAUUUGACUGGCAGCUAGAAGCAAAGAAGGCAAGAAUCAGAGCAGGAGUUGCUCACUUGCCAUCAGACACAAACGAGAGUUUUGAUAAGUCGGAUACGGAUGAUAUUGAAUUUAUUGGCCUUGAAGUAAUUGAGGCCAGAAAUGAGACGGAUGUAACUGGUGAUUCCGAAGUUUUGCUGAAGAAACUCACAAGUCGAUGCGGUGAUUUAGAGUCAAAUUGUGAAGCUGAGAUCGAUUCAGUCGACGUGGAAAACGAAACGGUCGUAUUGCACGAUCGUGAGCUAUCAAUGAGUCGUUCAGAAAAACGAAAAUUAUUAUUGCGUCGAUUUAUUGCGAUCUUGAUCGGUUCGAUGCUUCUAGUUGCUUCUGGAUUGGCCAGUCACUACAAGUCAUAUCAACAUACACAACAGGACUUAUGUAGUACCAAUGAUACAGACAGAGUGGCAGAGUCGACUCUUUCGACUACCAACACUUCUCUUCUAUUGACCAUUAUGCCAACAAGUGUCACCAAAUUGCCAGAAGGAACAGCCUCCACAGCAACAAGAUCCUGCUUCAUUUCUUCUUCUGUAACUCUUGAACAGCUUUACAAAACGCAUCAGACUGCUUUUGUGGUGCCAAGUCCUACUGCAGUAGUUCGUGAUACAGACAAACCUGUUAGAGCACGGUUUAAGAGGUAACAUUGAAUAUUGGUAUGAAGAAGGAUUACAACACAGUUUCUGCUGUCCUUUUGGACCUAAGGCAAAUGUAUUUGAGAAUUUAAAGAUGCUCGGUUGUAUCAAUAUACUUCUACUCUUAUGAUUGACACAUCCAACCAAAAUACUGUAACUGAAAAUUGUCAAAAUAUUCUCUGGCUGCACUAGUUCUUUCUUUUAUUUUAAUUGUUGUCAACACUUUUGGAACAGGAACAACACACGAACUGUUUGGAAGAUGAUGAAUCUCUAGGCGCGCAUGUGCUGAUCAAAGGCAUGCAGUUGCGUAUGAAGUAUGAAACAAAGUAAUGAACAACCUGACUUUGUAAAGGACUUCAUGGUUGGAUUGCUUUGCAUGAGUAUGACAUCGAUACAAUUGGAGGGCAGGGCACAGUUAAUCAUAAGGUGUCUUUGUGAGGCUGUGUGAGCGUGUGUGCGUGCGUGUGUGUGCGUAUGUGCGUGCUUGCGUGUGAAUUACAUUACUUCGCCCCUAAAUAUACCGAGACAUUUAGCACAUUAAAAUUUUACAAUAUGCAUGUUGAGACAUAUACUGUACUAUAGCUAUGUUCUUGUUAGACCCAC